AUGAGCAACCUAAACAUCAUUGACGAAACCAAUCAAACAACCAUCGAUUACAAGAAGAAGAGAAAGAAACAAAAGGAAUUCAUCCCUCAUGCAAGUCAUGAUACUCACCACUUCUCCUCGCAUGAACCAUCAUCACCAUCCAACAAGAACAAUUCCAGCAACAAUAACACCACCACCACCACAGAUGUCUCUUCCUCCAACAAUUCAAAUUCUAUUGUCAAAAUUUAUGCAUUCGAAAGACCCAUGUUAAGACAACUCAAGGAUUUUGCAGAAAAUUACUUUGUCCUCACACCAACUUGUCAUUCCAAUCAGAGACAGCCUUCUUCUGCAUUUUACAAAGAAGAAACCAUGAAAUGUAAAGAACGACAACAACCUCCUCAACAACGAAGAAAAAGAAGACCAAGAAUGGAAGGAUUGAAUGAGAUGGAGCCGUUAGUACAUUCUUGUUCCAGCUCCACCACCAUGAGUGAUUCUUUCUUUAAUUCUGGAAAUUGUAUUCAUAUGAAUGACAUCUCGAGAAUUUCUUCUCCUGACACUGUGGAUGGUUCAAACAUAAAAUCAUUGGGUCAACAACAAUACUGUCACAUGCCAUCCAUGCAAUGGAUCAACAAUAAUAACUUCAACAAUGAGAAUCCGUCCAUGUUAUUGUUGGAUCAUGUUCCACAACAACAACCUCUUCCUUGUACUCAUCACACUCCAGAGUUGAGAUCUUUGAGUGUUUCACCUUCAUCACAACAGAGUACUGACAGGUGUUUCAACACAGAGACGAUGUCACAUGUCGUACAAGCGUUCAAUCAACAAACUAUUUCACACACCUUCAAUGGAAAUCAACAACAAAUGUCAUUAGGAAUGACAUGUUCCAACACCCAUCAAGAACAACAACAACAAGGAGAGAAUAUUCAUCUUAUUCAUGCGGCACUUCAACUCUAUUUGAAAUUGUCACAAAAUGCUAACAACAAUGAAUACUAG
This is a messenger RNA of Naegleria fowleri, 969 nucleotides long. RefSeq lists its product as uncharacterized. NCBI's taxonomy places the organism in Eukaryota, Heterolobosea, Eutetramitea, Acrasida, Naegleriidae. The transcript has a single exon. The record is from RefSeq and is a predicted model, not a curated record. The coding region runs from base 1 to 969 and encodes 322 amino acids.